AUGCUGAUCCACCUUAUUUCAUUUGCAUUCUUCUUCGGUUUUGCUUUGUCAUCCCAGUCUCCUCCGCAUCUCCCUCAAUGCACUCACAAUGAGACACUGAAAGCGUUGCUGACUUGCAACCCAAUGAGAUUUGACAUUAUGAAAAUUCGGGAAAAAUAUUCCAACAGCGGAGCAGCUCCCGAGUUUUAUAAAGAAAUUGAUGCAGCAUGUGAGCUGGCGAUGGAAUGCUAUGAGCCCCUAAAAUGCCAUGAAGCCAGAAGAUAUCGAGUUGCUUUGGACGAGGCUUGUGAUUUCAAUAUUUGGAUGUUCCCGGAAAACAGAGAAUGCUUAAUGAGUUUCUUCUCUGCUGCUUACAAUGCUCCCUCGUUACCAGAGCCACCUUGUCUUCUUCAGUAUCCUUUCAUGGAAAACGAUACAGCUAGAAGACACACCGCGUAUACUGACGGGAAAUACUGUUUCAUGGAUUAUGUAAAAAAUAACUGCUCCUGGAAUUCACAUCAUUACUUUUCGAAAAGAUAUGAAAAAAUUGUGAUUGCCAUCUCUAUCGACCCAAGAGUCAACGACUGUGGAACCGAGUACCAACAAAUGAAGCAUAUGCGGUGCCACGUCUUAUUGGCUGAAAAGGAGAAGAGAAUAAAAAAUAGAGGCUUUUUCGAUAGGCUCUUUGGAGGCUCACAGUCGUUGGCUGUGGAAAAAGCGUGUGAAGAUAUUCGGAAAUGUUACAAUGAGCUCAGCUGUGAACCACACUCGUCAAAAGUAGUUCAUAUCGACAAUGUGUGUCAUGAGUUGAUUCAUUACUUUCCUGACAAGAACAGAUGUCUAAUUGAUUUUAUAAAAUCGGUUCGAUACCAUCGAAAUCAAGAAGAACUGGCCUGUCUGAAGAUGUAUCCCUUUCUUGAGAUUUGUUAUGCCGAGCAUAGAUGCAUUUUCGAUUCGGUAGACAAAGCGGAACUAAGCCAAAAAUGUGAAGAGCUCAGUGAAUGGCUUUGA
Messenger RNA from Caenorhabditis briggsae, 990 nucleotides. NCBI's taxonomy places the organism in Eukaryota, Metazoa, Nematoda, Chromadorea, Rhabditida, Rhabditidae. The record is from RefSeq and is a predicted model, not a curated record. The transcript is spliced from 5 exons. Bases 1 to 990 code for a protein of 329 amino acids.